AUGUCAGGGGAACAGUGCCUAAGGAAGUGGAAUAAACUGGUGCAAAAAUACAACGAGGUUGAAGACAAUAACAAAAGAACAGGGAGAGCAAAUAAAGAUUGGAAAUAUAUGGAUAGUAUAGCUGAAUGCAUGGGAGAUAGUCCAAAUGUGAACCCUGCAUACACAUUUGACACGUUAUCUUCAUCCCCUUCUCCUUCGGCAUGUUCUCUUGAAACCACUAAUGAUGAUAAUGAAGAUGUCACAAGUGAUGAUGACCAGAAUAAGGAUGUCAAGAAACCAGUUACCAGAAAGCAAAAACGAAAGAGCAACUUGAGUGCUAGUGAAAUGCUUUCAUUUUUAAAGGACUACUCAGAAAAAAGAGAGAAGGCUGAGGAAAAAAAGGUCGAGCUAUUAAGGGAAAUGCCUGAAGAAAAACCCCAGUUUUUUAGCCAGUUCCUUGAAGUGAUGAAAAAGAAACAAUUGACAAUGAGGGAGUUAUUGCUUAUGUUUGUUAGAGCCCUUUGUUAG
Messenger RNA from Paramuricea clavata, 507 nucleotides. NCBI's taxonomy places the organism in Eukaryota, Metazoa, Cnidaria, Anthozoa, Malacalcyonacea, Plexauridae. The record is from the annotation of a GenBank genome assembly.